CUCGCCUGUUUGUGGUGGGCGGUAUGUUGAAUUAUUGGAACAGCUGAAUGUGUUUUGCUUUUAAUACUGUUUUUUUUAUAUACAGUAUUUGACGGUUGUAAUGUAAAUUUCCUAGCAGAAGUAAUCACACGAACAGCCGCUACACAAAACAAAAUCUGCAACAAUAACAUACAUUUUGCAUGAUUCUAGGUCUCAAGAAGGAAGUUCGGGUAAGCGGCAUGAGUCAGUGGGAGAAGCUAAAACAACUGGAUACAAAGUACUUGGAGCAGUUGCACAAUCUGUACCAGGAUGAAAACUUUCCCAUGGAUAUUCGGGAGUAUCUUGCUCAUUGGAUUGAAAGUCAGGACUGGGAUAAAGCUGUAACCAAUUACUCACUGGCCACCAUUCACUACCAAAAUCUGUUGGACCAUAUCAACAAUCAAUACAGUCGCUUUAUGCAGGACAAGUUGUUUGUUUGCCAGCACAAUUUCAAGAGAUACAGGCAAAAUAUACAGGCUUGUUAUGGAGAGGACCCUGUUCUAUUGGCAAGGAAUGUCGCUUUUUACCUGAAACAGGAGAAGAUGAUUCUAAGCAAUGUUGUAGAGGAUCAGCAGGCUGUCACGGGGCAUUGUCACCCUGUAGACUUUGAAAGGCACCAGAACGUUGAACAAAAAAUUAUUGCACUGAAAAUGAGUGUGCAGGCGUGUGAGCAGGAGUUGAAAUUCCUAGAAGAACAACAAGAUGAAUUUGAUUUUAAGUUCAAGACCUUCAAGUGUCAAGAAUCAAACAAUUCUGAGAAGCAGAAAGAAGAAGAAUUAAAGGUGCUACAGAAUAUGCUAAAUAUUCUGGACAACAAUAGAAAAAAAGUCCUUGAGAAAUUUGGAGAGUUUCUAAGCGAAGCUGAGACGCUCCUCAGUACACUGGUGAAAGAGGAGCUGGCAGACUGGAAGAGGCGGCAACAGAAGGCCUGUAUUGGUGCCCCUUUGAACGUUUGCUUGGACCAACUGGAGAACUGGUUUACUACAUAUGCAGUGUGUUUGUUUCAAGUGAAAAGGCUGCUGAAAAAACUGGAGGAACUGGGAGAGAAAGUGACCUAUGAUAAGGAUCCUUUUAAAAUAAAAAGGCCUAUUUUGGAGAAGCAUGCUAAAAUUCUGCUAACCAACAUCAUUAAAAGUGCUUUCGUUGUGGAGAAUCAGCCUUGUAUGCCUCUUCAAAGUAAGAUGCCUCUGGUUUUGAGAACAAGCUCACAGUUUGCUGUUAAGGCACGCCUGUUGGUGAAACUGUCAGAGGUGGGCAAUCAUCUAAUGAAAGUGAAGGCUUGCAUUGAUAAGAAUUCACCAAAUGGAAAAGGGUAUCGUAAGUUCAAUAUUCUCGGCACAUUUGAAAAGGCAAUGAACAUGAUGGAUUCCAAAUUUGGUGGCUUGUGUGUUGAUUUCAGACAUUUGCAACUUAAGGAGCAGAAGUGUAUUAUUGGAGGCAAAGGAAGUAAUGAGGCUUCACUUACUGUAACAGAGGAGCUCCAUCUCAUUAGCUUUGAGACUGAGCUGGUUCACCAAGAGCUCAGCAUCAAACUUGAGACUUGCACUUUACCUGUGGUUGUCAUCUCAAAUGCCAGCCAACUCCUUAAUAGCUGGGCUUCAGUGGUUUGGUACAACAUGCUGUGCAGUGAUCUUCAGAAUAUUACGUUCUUUUCGAACCCUCCGUUGGCACCAUGGAGUCAGCUCUCAGAGGCACUAAGCUGGCAGUUUUCUUCAAACACAAAGAGACAUUUGGACCCUGAACAGCUUAACAUGUUGGCAGAAAAAUUAUGUGGGGUUCGAGAAAACUAUGCAGAUUGUUGCAUUACAUGGGCAAAAUUUUCAAAGGAGAAUUUACCAAAUCUGAACUUCUCUUUCUGGAUCUGGUUGCAAGGGAUCCUGGACCUUAUUAAGAAAUGCUUGGAGGAUAUUUGGAACGAUGGGAACAUUAUUGGGUUUUUGAGUAAGAAGAGAGAGCGCAGUUUAUUGAAACACAAGCCGACAGGCACUUUCCUGCUUCGCUUCAGUGAGAGCUGCAGGGACGGUGGUAUUACCUUCUCUUGGGUGGAGCAUUUAUCCAACGGGGAAUCCAAGAUUCGAUCUGUUCAACCAUACACUAAGGCACACCUGAAUAACAUUUCUCUAUCUGAGAUUGUUCGAUUUUACAAAGUAAUGGCAGAUGAGAAUGUCCCUGAGCACCCUCUGCUGUAUCUGUACCCAAAUAUUCCCAAGGAUGAGGCAUUUGGGAAAUAUUAUCUGGAGCCUGAAGCAGGUUCAGAGCUGCAGUUAAAGUACAACAGAUACUUGCGAACCCGAUUAAUUGUGGUAUCAGAAAGGCCACCAAGUGAUGUUGCUCCUGGAAUGAUGGAUGAAUGUCUUCAGGAGGAUUUCCCAAUGACAGAUUUCAUGGAUUGGAUUGGAUUUGACACCGACUCCUGAAGGAUUGAGUGGUGACAUGAUGCAUUCAAGAGAUCUAUUUCUGAUACAGAAUAAGUCUUCAAUGUAAUGGUUUCUGGUGUUAGGACAUGGAACCUCUUCCAAUUUCAAUGCUCUGUAUGCUAUGGAAAAUUUGUUUCCAAAGUGCGCUCAAUUCUGAGAUUGUUCUUGCUGUAAACAAACCUUUAAAGUCCUUAAUCCAUAUUGUAUGUAAAAGCAAGCUAAUACUGAUGAUGCACAAAAGGAGGGUUUUUGCCUCCAGCAGAGUACUGUCUGGUUCUCAUGCCGUGGGAAGGUUUUAUCUGGAUUGGUGUAAUCUUGAAGAAAUAUUGACAACAAAGAAAGAGUGCAGACCCCUACUGUUUUCCCCUUGCCCUCAAUCAAAACCAACACUAAACUUGAUGGCCUUCCCCCACCCAAACCCCAUUGCUUUAGAGCACUACAGCACAGAAACAAGCCCUUUAGCCAAUCUAGUCCUUGCCAGCCUGAUCCCCAGCCUAGUCCUAUUUAUCUGGAUCAUGGCCCUCCUUGCCCUUCUCAUCCAUGUGCCUAUGUAAAUGCUAUUAAAUGUUACAAUAGAACCCACAUCCAUCGCUUCUGGCAGCUCAUUCCACACUUUAAUUACUCUCUGAAUGAAGAAGUUCCCCAUCUGGCGAUAGCAUUUGUAGGAAUGAUGUAUUCAGUGAUUGAAAUUCGUAGGAAUAAUUGUGAAUAUUAAACAAUUUUACUUACCUUUGUCUAGGUUCAGUGCAUUCAGUAUUUUUUGUUUUUGCACUGCACUUUAGAUGUGGAGAAUGUCAUUUGCCCACAAUUAUCAUAGUUCAGGAUUGGUCUUGGGGAGAGGGAAACAUGAUGCUUUUUUAAAUUACAAUUACUGCAGGUUUCUCUGUGGGUUUGCUAGCUUUUGUUCAUCAUUAACUUUAACUUGCCACCUUUUGCCAUCAUUUCUCCGGUGUGCCUACAUGUGCACAGAUGCCUGAACUUUACUUCUUGGUUCAAGCCCCACUGCAGGACUUGGGCACUGACCCUCGACUGAGGGAAUGUUACAUUAUCUUUUGGAUGAUAUGACAACCUGAGGCCCCAUUUGCUUCCAUGGAUGGAUGCAAAGAUGUUUGGUUGAAGGGGGGGGGGGAGUGAAGAAGGAAACAGGGAAUUCUAAAGAUUUUAUACAGAUCCAUCUAAGUACAUAAAUUUCCUUUUUUUACCACCACAUGCAGUUCUUGGUUUUGUUCACUGGUGGUUAAAUAAGCUCAUGACACAGAGGUACAGGGUUUCUUUGCUUUCAAUAAUUAUCCUUCAGUUCUAUUGCCAGCAUGUGUUGGAAGAGGUUUCCUUCAAUUUUUAGGGAUGGUUAAAGAUAUUCCACAACAAACCUGUGUUUUAACUGUUUUCCACAUAAGCUGAUAGUACCACCAGAGAGGUUGUGUCCUUUGCUGCUGCUUAUACAUAUUCAACCCUAAGGCUUGUUUUAGGAGCACCCAAAGAUUAAAACCCAAUAAGGCAGCAUUGAUGAACUUCUCAUACUAAAAGUAAGGGCCACAUUUUCUGUUCCUUUUUAAAACUCGAGUUACUUUAUUUUUCAUAUCUUAUUAUAGAUUAUAAGAAAUCCUAGAAACAGAUCUGUUCAGGAAUUCUGUGCUCGUAUUUUGAGAUAAGAGGAAAGAGUUGGAAAGCCCUCGAGCUGCACCUCUGAGUUAGGAAGUUUUAAUUAAUAGAGAGCUCCAAGUCUUAACCACGGCUGAAUAGGUAGUACUCUUGGCUCUGAGUUGAUUUCAUCUUAUUCCAGAGAUUUGCACACCAAAAAAAAAAAAAAAAAUAGGCUGGCAUUCCAACUGCUGUGCUCCGGGAGUACUGCAUUGACACAGAUUUGGAAGAGAUGUUAAACCACAGCUCUGUUUGAGAUGAAUGUGAGAAAUCUUAUGACACUACCUUGAACAACAUUGGAAUUAUCCUUGGUGUACUACCUGAUACUUUUCUCACAACGUACACUGCUGAAGAGGGUGUAUAGUAUUAUUACGGCACAGCUUUCUGAAGCUUGCUCUGAACAAAAUGGCUACCACAUCUCUUGUAUCCGAACAGUGUCUGUGUUUCAAAUGUAUUUUAUUGUCUGUAAAGCACUUUAAGAUGUCCUGAGGUCAAGAAGGGUAACAAAGAAAUGCAAGUUGGUCACCUUUUUAAUACGGCGGAUAAUUGUGCAAUAGUUCUCUGCUCCAGAAUUUUGGGACAAUAACCUUUGAUUGUCCUGAAAACAAGAAUUAACUUCUUGUUUUAGAAGUCGUGGAUAUCGUUUAAGCACUUAAUUCCUUCUGCCAUAAAAAGAAGAUUUAUCUGGAUUGAAAUUUAGAUUCAUCUCUGUUUUCAAAAGACCUUUAAGGUACUGAGUAAUAGUAAUGAAUAAAGCUAGAAUGCAAAGAGCAGAAAUUAAGGACAUCUUAGUGCAUUGGAAGAAAAUGUGUGGUGGUGUGUUCCACCAGAGUCAGUGCUGGGGCCACCACUGUUCACAAUAGUGGUUUAGAUUCUGGAAUCAAAAGCAUACAACUUGAAAUGUAUGUGAUAUUGGAGAGGGCAGUUACUAAUGAAGAGGACCACAAAAAAUUGUUGGAUACUGAUAAAUUUUCAAAAUGGGCAAAUUAUUGGCAACUGCGUUAAGCACAUAAGUGUGAAGUUAUACAAUUGUGGGAAGAAUAGGGAGGUCACUUGGCACAUAUGACUCAUUUGUGGAAAUGGAUGUAGGGAAGAGUUUGUGAAUCAGAAUUCCUAGGAUAUUUGAGAGAGCAGCAAAACCCUUAAUACCACUGGCUGUGCCCACAAAUUGUAUACUAUAAAUACUACAAGAAUAUCGGUUGGAAACAACAGAUGCUUAAUUUUAAACUCUCUUCAUGGAACACAGCUGAAGUAUAAACAUGAAUUUCCAUGGGUUGCUCACUGGAAUAUGUAUUUGGAGUUUGGUUCGCUCUGUAUUUUCAAUACAUUGCAAAUUAGAUGCAAUACUUAAAGCAACUGAAUGUACCUUGGUACACUGACCAGUUUGCAGGUUACCUUAAAUGUAAUUGAAAGCUGUUGUGGAAAUAACUGAUGUACACAUUUUUUUUGAUUUAUACAUUCCCUCUAGUUUCAGUGGAGCUUUAUGUUCCAUAAGGUGUUUGUACCUUGUUUGGUGAUUGGUUCAAGAAGUUGUUUUUGUAUCCAGAUUGCACAGUUAACCUGUGCCUUCUAUAGGACGUGAUAUUUUAGGGUCUUUGCAGACCUGAAUUCCACUUGCAUUCUUCCCUAAUGCACUGUCAAACUUCUCAAGUAGUUCAGUUGCAAUCUUUACUUAAGUUAUCUGGGUGAAGUGCAUAAUAAUGUUUAGGACUCUCCACUUGCUCCCUCUCCCUAUUUUAUUUCUUCUCUACUUGUUCCUUGAUGUUACGGCGUGUUAAAGCUCUUACAUUCAGUUGUAAUGUCCACCAUGUUUCCAAUAACACAGAGCAAGUGUGACUUUCUGAAGGCAAAUGCAAAGCUGUCACAAUUCUCAUAGUAUCAGUUGACCAAUGCUAUGCAAUAUGUCCCUACGUGUAUUGUGAUUCUAUUAAUUGUUUUUUUUCAGGUUUAUUGAAUAAUGCACUGCUUCUGUAUUUUUCACAACUUGAUUCAUAGAAUAAACCAAUUUAA
This is a messenger RNA of Mobula hypostoma (lesser devil ray), 6086 nucleotides long. RefSeq names its product signal transducer and activator of transcription 3.2-like. The transcript is spliced from 24 exons. The record is from RefSeq and is a predicted model, not a curated record. Gene Ontology annotation, molecular function: DNA-binding transcription factor activity, RNA polymerase II-specific; RNA polymerase II cis-regulatory region sequence-specific DNA binding. Gene Ontology annotation, biological process: regulation of transcription by RNA polymerase II; defense response; type I interferon-mediated signaling pathway. Bases 180 to 2435 code for a protein of 751 amino acids. NCBI's taxonomy places the organism in Eukaryota, Metazoa, Chordata, Chondrichthyes, Myliobatiformes, Myliobatidae.